CAUUGGGCUCGGCCUGGGUUUGUUAUUAUGAUCUUCGAAGAGUGCAACUGCGCAAUACGGGAGUCUGAUUAAUCCUUCAGUUGGCUCGAGUCAAAGUCAGGGUAAAAUCGUUUAUAUACUACAGAAAGACUCAAACCGAACAGGAGGGACAUCAUGUCUGUGUCCAUGACCAAAAGCGAGGGGGUGACGGUGAUGACCAUGACCUCUGACCCUGGAAGCGCUUGUCCGCCGCUGUGUCAGAUCCUGAAGGCACUCUGCUACAGCCCGGUGUGCUGCAACGUGUCCCAGAAACUACGCUCAGUCCUGGGGACCUCCCACUCAGCUCUAGGGGCGAUGCAGGUGAUGGUGGGCCUGAUGAACAUUGGUCUUGGAGGGGUCCUCUCUACCAGCGGGUCAGGCUACCUGUUAUGGGAAUCUGGCUACUUCCCCUUCUGGAUGGGCUCCCUGUUCAUCGUGUUUGGCUUCCUGUGCAUCCUGUCUGAGAAGUUUCCCAGUCUUUGUUUGGUGGUGUCCAGUGUGACUGCUCAACUGUCUGGAGUAGGGUUCUCCAUCACAGCCGUGGUGCUGUACUUCAUCAACCUCUUCCACGGAGAAGGCGGCAGUUGGCCCUGCGAAAAUAACCGCUACGACUACUACCGUAGGGAGAGCACGGGAGCCCCCAUCGACUACAGCUCGGAUAUUGAGAAAUGUCUUGAGGGCCUCAGCAUCAUCAAGGCGAUUCUACGCGGAGUCAACGGUCUACUGAUCAUUCUCUCAGUUCUCCAGCUCUGCCUUUCCAUCUCCUGCGUCGUCCUGGGAAUCAAAGCCGUAAAAAAGGGCUUCAAGAAGGAGAAAAAGAGUGAAGACAUCGAACAGUACUCACCUCUCCUGACUGAGAAGCCUGCCUACUGAGGCUGUGAGGCCAACGUUGGUACUGCAGCCAGGGGCAACACUACGUCAUAUGUUAUCACUUAUCAUCCUAUAUUAAAUACAGGUAACUAAUUCAAUACAGAAUGUCACAGCUUAUAAUUCCAUAUGGUAUGCAGGGAAGAUAUGUAAUGGAGACAUUACCUACAGGGAUUGUGUUUCUGGCUCUAAGCUUUUCAGGUUUUCCUUUUUUCUGACAUAGGCCUACUACUAACAUUAUAACCGUCUUUAGCAAAACAUUUCUUGGCAAUGCUAAUCAAAUAAAACAUAAAAUAACUUCAUAUACAAUGCAUAUAUUUGUAUUUUAUGAAUGAAUGAUAAUAAAUUUGAUUACA
Gadus chalcogrammus (walleye pollock) is the source of this 1241-nucleotide messenger RNA. Its product is annotated as high affinity immunoglobulin epsilon receptor subunit beta-like. NCBI's taxonomy places the organism in Eukaryota, Metazoa, Chordata, Actinopteri, Gadiformes, Gadidae. Gene Ontology annotation, cellular component: membrane. The transcript has 7 exons. The coding region runs from base 154 to 891 and encodes 245 amino acids. The record is from RefSeq and is a predicted model, not a curated record.